This is a messenger RNA of Oncorhynchus nerka (sockeye salmon), 1398 nucleotides long. It is a transcript of the gene efcc1, whose product is annotated as EF-hand and coiled-coil domain containing 1. NCBI's taxonomy places the organism in Eukaryota, Metazoa, Chordata, Actinopteri, Salmoniformes, Salmonidae. The transcript is spliced from 2 exons. Gene Ontology annotation, molecular function: calcium ion binding. The coding region runs from base 82 to 1398 and encodes 438 amino acids. The record is from RefSeq and is a predicted model, not a curated record.
UGGACACAGGAUGCUACAACAUGAUCACUGAUACACAACUUGUUUUCUUCUCAUCAAUGGAUUUGUACUGAUUUGAAAAGAAUGGAUAAAAUAUUGGUUAAAGAUAGUUGUGAUCUGUACGGCCGACCCGCCCGCAGGACACAAUGGAUAGCGAGUACCCUGGCUUACCACUACGGACUGGAUCGGGGAGUAGAGAACGAAAUUAUAGUUCUGGCGACCGGACUGGACCAGUAUCUGCAGGAGAUCUUCCACCACAUGGACUGUACAGGAGAUGGGAAGAUAUCCAUGGAGGACUUUAAUAUUCUGUGUGAGAUCUUGGGGUUGAACAAAGACUCUGAGUCGGAGGAGUGUGUGGGGGUCCUGGAUAAUCUGCCCAGUGAGUUUACCUUCAGGCAGUUCCACGCUAAACUCUGCGGAUACUUCAGCACCAAGGCUGGGUCCCAGUAUGAGAACGGGAGGUUACUGGUCGGGAAAGACAGCGAGCAUAUAGAGACUCAGAUCCGCCUGAGGAUCCCUCUGAGGCGGCGAAAGAAGAUGCUAUCUCUGGGGACCGGUGGGAGAGAGAGCCGGGGAUCGUCACCGAACUCAGAUAGACAUUUGCCGGGCUGUCGGCAGCUGCGCGCCUCCUGCACCCGGGAGUGUUACGAGGAGAUUGUGGCUCUGGAGGAAGCAGAGGAAAGGAUAACUAAACUACAGGAUGAGAAUGCCAGUCUGAGGGAGCUGGUGGAGGAUAUGAGGGCGGCUCUACAGAGCAGUGAUGCCCGCUCCCUGGCACUACAGGUAGGACUGUUGAAGAGCCACUCCAAACACGAAUCAGAGGGCGGCUGCUUCAUCGCUCAUCACAAACUAUCUGUCCGGACGACCCACAGCAGCAACAACUGCCAUGGGAACACCAAGACCCACAACCUCAGCCACAUCAAGACGACCCACAGCAGCAAUCCCAGCAGCCAGCAUGACCCCAGCCAGUACUCUAGCCUGAAGACCAGUAGCCAGUACACUAGCCUGCAGAGCCUCGUCCAUGAGAUUGACCCGAUCCACAGCUCUCCGAAUGGGCAGGUGGAGGAGGCCAUUCUGUUUAAUAAAAAGCUGGAACAAGAGCUGAGGUCGUCGUGGGAGGCAGUGUCGGAGUUAGAGGGGUGUAACAGGGCACUGCAGGUGGAGCAGGGGGACAUGAGGAGGAAGGUGGAGGAUGCCCGUCAGGCGCUGGUCAGUGGAAUGGGGAAGGUCAAAGAGCUGGAGGCUAAAGCCAGCAGAGUACCAGUCCUACAGAGACACAUCCAGCAGCUGGAGGCUAAAGCCAGCAGAGUACCAGUCCUACAGAGACACAUCCAGCAGCUGGAGCAGAAGAUGCUCUACUACAGGUUAACACGACUGUACCUUCAGGAAAAAAAGCUUUAG